AUGAGUUAUCAAACGUUAACAUCAGAUGAAGAGCUGGUGAAUCGGCCAGAACGCGACCUAAGAACCUCUAACAAUAUUUUGGGCUGGUAUCUGUAUUGUUUUUCAAGCGAACCUUUCAUAGUCUCUGCUGUUUCGACAUAUGUGCCCUUGCUGCUGGAACAGUUUGCUAGAAUAAAUGGUGUUUCAGUGGAUGAUCACUCGCUAAAUUGUGUUACACCAGACCAAAAAUGUGUACUGGGUAUAUUUAACAAUACGUUCUACAUCGAUACCGCGAGUUUUGCGUUGUACACGUUCUCUUUAAGCGUCCUAUUUCAGGCUAUCCUGGUGAUCACAGUAUCUGGUUUGGUCGAUAUGUGGAACUCUGUUAAGCUUAGGAGUAAAAUUAUGGUGGUUUUUGGAAUUAUUGGCGGUGUUUCUACCAUAGCUAUAUCGCAGCUCAACUCGUCGCAAUACUAUUCUCUGGCUCUCCUGGCAAUUGUAUCCAACUGCUGUUACGGAGUAGUUAACGUGGUCGGUAAUUCUUUGCUGCCUGUGUUUGCGCGCGAUUUGAUUCAAUACAACUCAAAGCACAAAAAUGGAAAUUUUGAGCAUCUUACUUCGAUUACCAGCGGGCGAGGCACUGGGCUUGGUUAUUUUGGGGCCCUUUUGGUUCAAAUUAGCUCUGUUUUUUUAGUGAAGAUGAGUAAAACACACGACAAUAUUCAAAUUGCCGUUCUGUUAGUCGGAAUAUGGUGGUUGGCGUGGCAGUUUCCUCUGACUUGGUUACUCAAAGACAUUUUACCACCACUUGUUGAUACUCGUGAGAUGCAUAUGCUGUCCUCUGCCAAAUAUCUGACUUAUGGGUGGUCGUCUCUUUUCGAGGCUUUGAAGCAUGCAAGAUUGCUGAAAGACGUCAUGAUCUUUCUAGUUGGCUGGUUCAUUAUGUCCGAUUGUAUUGCUACUAUUAGUUCGACAGCAAUCUUGUUUGCCAAAACGGAGUUAAACAUGGGUGCGGUCGGGCUGAUUCUUAUUAGUAUACUAACUCUCAUUAGCGGCAUACUGGGCGCGUUUGUGAUUCCACAGCUUCUAUCAUCAUAUUUCCAUCUAUCACCCCAAGGUAUGAUGAUCUCAAUAAUUUGCUGGGCGGGCUUCAUUCCAUUGUAUGGAACUCUUGGAUUCUUUUUUCAAUCUAUUGGCCUGAAACAUUCAGGUGAAAUGUACAUGCUAGCAGUCUGGUAUGGUGUUGCAAUGGGUGCUUUGGCUGCAGUAUCCCGUUCCAUUUUCAGUUUACUUAUUCCAAGCGGAAAAGAAUCCACCUUUUUCAGUAUUUUCAACGUUACUGAUAAAGGUUCAUCGAUUAUUGGACCUUUCUUGGUCGGUCUCAUCAUCGAUAGAACUCAUAGCAUCAGAUACUCUUUCUGCUUAUUACUAGUUCUGUUGUUGGCAUCGUUGCCAGUCUUUAGAAUGCUAGACGUAGAGAGAGGUGAAAAGGAAGCUAAAGAAAUGAGCAAUCUCCAAGCUUUGAAUGAUUGA
Messenger RNA from Lachancea nothofagi CBS 11611, 1512 nucleotides. The record is from the annotation of a GenBank genome assembly. Lineage: Eukaryota; Fungi; Ascomycota; Saccharomycetes; Saccharomycetales; Saccharomycetaceae.